UUAUUGUGUAUAUUAUUUUCCAUUCUCAUCUUCUUACCGCCUUUCAGAUCUCUCUCUAUCCACACGAGUGUAAUUUCAGAUGCCUCCAAACUUUUACGAUAUCUGAAAUCUUUGUGUAUUUUGCUGUCAUUAUAUUAAACAAAACCCAUCGUCAAAACUCCAUUUUUUUUCCUCCUUUUAGCCACCAAUAGACUAUCAUUUCUUCUGUGAAUAUGGUUCUUCACUGAUAUAAUAAAGAUUAGUAGCGUUUUCUGAAGAUUUCAACUGUUUUUGGAGUCAUGGGUUGUUGUAAUUCGUGUUUUUCGAAAGAACCCAUAUCAGACAAAGAUAAUGUUAACGCCAAGACUCACCGUCACUCGCCGUCGAACGGGAAAGGCGCUGCUUUCGCCGGAGAUAACGGCGGCGUGCCGGUGUUCUCCGAAUACUCACUGGCGGACUUGAAGGCUGCAACUAAUACCUUCAGUUCCGAGUUUAUUGUUUCUGAAAGUGGCGAAAAAGCUCCGAAUGUUGUCUAUAAAGGUCGGCUUCAGAAUCGGAGGUGGAUUGCUGUGAAAAAAUUCUCGAAAAUGGCGUGGCCUGAUCCGAAACAGUUUGCGGAUGAAGCAUGGGGAGUUGGAAAGUUGAGGCAUAAUAGGGUGGCUAAUUUGAUCGGAUAUUGCUGUGAUGGGGACGAAAGGCUACUUGUUGCAGAAUAUAUGCCCAAUGAUACUCUAGCCAAACAUUUAUUUCACUGGGAGAAUCAAACCAUUGAGUGGGCAAUGCGUUUACGAGUUGCUCUAUGUAUUGCUGAGGCAUUGGAUUAUUGUAGUACUGAAGGUCGUCCAUUGUAUCAUGACUUGAAUGCAUACCGAGUUCUCUUUGAUGAGAAUGGUGAUCCGAGGCUUUCUUGUUUUGGCUUGAUGAAAAAUAGCAGAGAUGGAAAAAGUUACAGCACAAAUCUUGCAUACACACCCCCUGAGUAUCUAAGAAACGGGAGAGUUACACCUGAAAGCGUUAGUUUUAGCUUUGGGACUGUACUUUUGGAUCUUCUGAGCGGAAAGCAUAUUCCCCCGAGCCAUGCACUUGAAAUGAUUCGAGGAAAAAACAUUCUUCUGUUGAUGGAUUCACAUUUGGAGGGUAACUUUUCAACCGAAGAAGCAACUGUCGUUUUUGAUCUGGCUUCAAAAUGCUUGCAGUAUGAACCUAGGGAACGACCAAAUACCAAGGAUUUGGUCACGACUCUUGCUCCGUUGCAGAACAAACCCGAUGUUCCGUCUUAUCAGAUGCUUGGGAUCCCAAAACAUGAAGAAGCACCAGCCACUCCGCCACACCCACUUUCUCCGAUGGGUGACGCCUGUUCACGGAUGGAUCUGACGGCCAUCCACCAGAUAUUAGUCAUGACACAUUAUAAAGACGAUGAAGGCACCAAUGAGCUAUCGUUCCAAGAAUGGACCCAACAAAUGAGGGAUAUGUUGGAGGCAAGGAAGCGCGGGGAUCUCGCUUUCCGCGAUAAAGAUUUUAGAACCGCCAUCGAUUGUUAUUCUCAGUUCAUCGAUGUCGGCACUAUGAUAUCUCCUACAGUUUACGCAAGGCGUAGCCUCUGCCAUCUCAUGUGCGAUCAACCAGAUGCCGCUCUCCGAGACGCAAUGCAAGCGCAAUGCGUCUACCCAGAUUGGUCUACCGCAUUCUACAUGCAGGCGGUCGCCCUUGCCAAACUCGACAUGCACAAAGAUGCAGUCGAUAUGCUGAACGAAGCUGCUGCACUCGAAGACAAAAAACGAGCCAAAUGAUUCCAUUAUUGUAAGAAAAAUAUCGAUUGUUGUUAUUGUUAUUGUCGUAAAAUAGUUGUGCCAUAAUGAGAGGAACAUAAUGAGAGGAAUACGUUGGUUCGUGCGGUACAAACGGUCUAUUUUUUUCUUCUUCAAAUAUCUCGAUCCAGAAUGUGUGGGGGAAUCAAACAUGUACAUCAAUU
Messenger RNA from Cynara cardunculus var. scolymus (artichoke), 1951 nucleotides. RefSeq names its product serine/threonine-protein kinase BSK1-like. Gene Ontology annotation, molecular function: ATP binding; protein binding; protein kinase activity. The record is from RefSeq and is a predicted model, not a curated record. Bases 279 to 1769 code for a protein of 496 amino acids. NCBI's taxonomy places the organism in Eukaryota, Viridiplantae, Streptophyta, Magnoliopsida, Asterales, Asteraceae. Gene Ontology annotation, biological process: brassinosteroid mediated signaling pathway; protein phosphorylation. The transcript has 9 exons.